Guillardia theta CCMP2712 is the source of this 769-nucleotide messenger RNA. RefSeq lists its product as hypothetical. The transcript is spliced from 3 exons. The coding region runs from base 84 to 722 and encodes 212 amino acids. Lineage: Eukaryota; Cryptophyceae; Pyrenomonadales; Geminigeraceae. The record is from RefSeq and is a predicted model, not a curated record.
UCAAGGAGGCUCAUAACGAGAACGUUCGCAAGAAAGAGGAAGAAGAACGUGUGCGGGCAAGACGGGAGCAAUUCUUGAAGCAGAUGCAAGAAAACGAACGUCUCGCCGAGCAGCGACGCCAGCAGAAGCAGAUGGCUGGCGGUAAACCUCAGCCGCAGCCCAGCAAAGACCCGGUCCCUGAAAGACCCAAGCAGAACAAAAGCGAACCUCACGCUCGUCACGAGCCCCCGCAGAAACCGCCGCUGAGGCCAAGCAACGGAGCUCAUGAUGCUGCUCAAAUCACUGACAUGAUCAACCAAAUGCCCAAGAGUGGCAAGUUUGUAUUCAAGAAGAACAACAGUGCAGGCGAAGGUCAAAACCUCCUACGCGAUCACCUGGGCCAGGGCAAGAAAGGUGCCGGAACGGCGCCAGUGCAGGAGGAGGACGUUUUCUUUGAUGACAUCAUCGAUGUUCCUUCAGAGCAAAGUCAGAAGCAUGCCAUGCCACCGCUGCCUCCCGGCUUAGGUACGUCGCAGCAGGUGUGUCCUCAUCUUGACUCGGCCGGCAGGUCCCAGGCCUGGCUCAACAGGCUCGAGCGCAAGGCUGAGCAAGGACGGAGAUGGCGGAGAUAUCCGCUCGAACCUCAAGGACUUUGGGAAGUUCUUGUCGCCCAACCACAAGAUCGCAAACAGACGCAAGUGAGAGGCCUGAACGAAAGAGACGAGAAGAGAUUGAGAGGCUGAUUGUAGUGGUGGGUUGCUGUUGACAUGAAUACAUUCUAGUUCAUCAG